Molecule: messenger RNA, 825 nt
Organism: Asparagus officinalis (garden asparagus)
Lineage: Eukaryota; Viridiplantae; Streptophyta; Magnoliopsida; Asparagales; Asparagaceae
Exons: 3
Coding region: 1-825 (274 amino acids)
Source: RefSeq, a predicted model, not a curated record
AUGGGGUACCAGCAGAUUAACGCCGAUCAUACCGUGUUCUUUCGAAGGAGUGGAGACCAUAUUACCAUGCUUACGGAGAUUGCCCAACUCAAAGUAAGACUGGAAAAAGAAUUCAAGGUGAAAGAUCUUGGCUUGCUUCGAUACUUUAUUGGAAUAGAAAUAGCUCGAGGAGCUGAAUGGAUUGUCCUAUCCCAAAGGAAGUAUGCACUGGAUCUUCUCAAAGGGUCAGGGAUGUUAGGGUGCAAGCCUGUAACUGCACCGAUCGACCAGAAGUUCAAGCUGGACGCUAAGGCUGGAGAACCAAUUGAUCGUGACAGAUACCAGAGGCUGGUGAGAAGGUUGAUCUAUUUGAGUCAUACACGUCCCAAUAUCUCUUUUACAGUGAGCGUGGUGAGCCGCUACAUGCAUGAUCCGAGGAAGGGUCAUAUGGGCGCAGUGUACCAAAUUCUAAGGUAUUUGAAGAGUGCUCCCGGAAAAGGGCUGAUAUUCAGGAAGAAUGAACAUGUGAACAUUGAGGGUUACUGUGACUCUGAUUGGGCUAACUGUGCUGAUGACAGGAGGUCCACCUCAGGAUGCUGCAUCUUUAUAGGAGACAACUUGGUCUCGUGGAAGAGCAAAAAGCAGUCAGUGGUGGCAAGAUCAACAGCUGAAGUAGAGUAUAGAGUUAUGACCUUGGGAGUUACGGAAUUAUUAUGGUUGAAGAAUAUGCUGCAAAUUACAGAUCAGAUAAAGUCUUUGGCUUUGAACCUUGAUAAGGCAAAGUCAGAGGUUGGUGGGUUUCCUCUUUAUAAGACAAUUAAGGGAGGACCGCAAGCCGAAAGAUAA